GCUCUCGUAGUGGGAUUCUACCAUGCAUUUAUUCCUAUGUCUCUCUAUUGGGCAUCAUUGAUUUACAAGAAAAAUAACAAUUAACAAAUUUCCCUCAUGUUGGACUAUCAUGCAUGAUGGAAGCGAAAAAGCAGUUUCAGUUGUCUCAUGAGGAUAAUAAUAUUUUUACCUUUGCAAGGAUUCCAAAUUUGCAAUUUUGAGUUUUUUUCCUGCAAGCCCCUGAAAAAUUGGCUGUGGCACCCAUGAUCUCUUUAAAGCAUCAGAACAACAAUAGCUCAGCUUCAGAGGAUCUGGGGUGUAGGAGAGGAGAGUUCAGCCGGAAACACUAUGGAUCGGUUGAACUGCUCAUCUCCAGUGAUGCAGACGGAGCCAUACAGAGAGCUGGGAGAUUCAGGGUGGAGAACGGUUCACUAGAUGAGACCUCUGACUACACGCCCGCAACAUGGAGGAGAACUGACGUCCAUUUGGAGAACCCCGAGUACCACACCAGAUGGUUCUUCAAAUACUUCCUGGGAAAAGUCCAUCAGAACUAUGUGGGAACAGAUGCAGAGAAGAACCCCUUCUUUCUGUCUGUGGUCCUGUCAGAUCAGAACAACCAGAGGAUCCCACAGUAUCGAGCCAUCCUCUGGCGCAAGAUGGGUACUCUAAAAAUCAGCCUUCCAUACAGUCCAACAAAAUCCCUAUCAGUCAAAUCUAUAUUAAGUGCCAUGAAUGUGGAUCGUUUUGAGAAGGGCCCCAGGGAGAUCCUUAACCCAGAGAUUCAGAAGGACUUACUGGUGUUGGAGGAGCAAGAGGGCAGUGUAAACUUUAAAUUUGGUGUUCUUUAUGCCAAAGAUGGACAAUUGACAGAUGAUGAAAUGUUCAGCAAUGAAACAGGAAGUGUGACCUUUGACAAAUUUUUGAAUCUCCUUGGAGACACGAUCUGUCUGCAGGGCUGGGCCGGGUAUAGAGGAGGACUGGACACUAAAAAUGGCACUACAGGAAUUAAUUCCAUCUACACAGUCUAUCAGGGUCAUGAGCUCAUGUUCCAUGUUUCCACAAUGUUACCUUAUUCUAAAGAGAACAAGCAACAGGUAGAGAGAAAGAGACACAUUGGGAACGACAUUGUGACCAUUGUGUUUCAGGAAGGAGAUGACGCCUCUCCGUCCUUCAAACCCUCAAUGAUUCGCUCCCAUUUUACACAUAUUUUUGCCUUAGUUCGAUAUAAUAGCCAGAAUGAUAGUUACAGGUUGAAGAUUUUCUCAGAGGAGAGUGUGCCACUGUUUGGCCCACCCCUCCCUUCUCCUCCAGUAUUCACAGACCAUCAGGAGUUCAGGGACUUUUUACUAGUUAAAUUAAUAAAUGGAGAAAAAGCCACUCUUGAAACCCCCACUUUUGCUCAGAAACGUCAGCGCACACUGGACAUGCUGAUCAGAUCCCUGUACCAGGAUCUCAUGCCAGAUAUGUACAAGGUUCCCUUCUCUCCACAGAACAUGCUGAACCGACGCUCCUUUAGUGAUGUACUGCCAGAGUCACCCAAAUCUGCCCGUAAAAAAGAAGAAGCACGUCAGGCAGAGUUUGUCCGGGUUGGACAGGCCUUGAAACUGAAAACCAUAGUUAGAGGGGAUGCACCCACCAGUCUAGUCACCACUGGCCUUUGCAGGAAAGAGCCAUGGGAGUCGCAGUCUUUCUGCAGCAGCUUCCCUUAUGAUAUAGUCUGUGGAGACUCGUGGGGACAGUCGUUACUGGUUGCCACGGAUUCAGCAGGGGUCAUGCUCCUGGAAGCCUCAGAUCCACUAUUCUCCAAUGCAGAUUCCCCAACCUUGCCUCCGGUGCAGGUAUUUGACAAAACCCUGACCAUCAAACAAAUGCAUGUACUGGAACCUCAGGAUCUCCUCAUUGCAAGAGCAGAUAAGGGGAAAGAUGCACGUCUGUAUGUCUACAGACUGAGCAUGCUCAAACGAGGGAUAGAGGAGCGGCAGCUUGUCCGCACCAAGUGUGACAGUCGAGAGAACAAGCUUGAGAAAACCAAAGGCUGCUAUCUUUAUUCCAUAAACACACAUCAUGGGGUGGAGCUUAGAAUCGUUGCAGCGAUAAGAAACAAGCUCCUUCUCAUCACCAGGAAACAGUCACGCCUCGAAUGCCUCGGCUCUAUCGCUACGGUGACAGGGACUUGCGACUCACCUGUGGAGGAGUUUCAAUACAUACGGGAGAUUUGCUUGUGUGACUCCCCGGUGGUCAUGGCAUUGGUUGAUGGCCCAACAGGAGAGAAUGAUCACAUGAUAUGUGUGGCCUACAAACAUCAGUUUGACUUGAUCAAUGAGAGCACAGGAGACGCCUAUAGACUACACCAUGUAGAUGCCACCCGGGUGAACUUUGUCGCUGCCAUAGAUGUGUAUGAAGAUGGAGAGGCUGGACUUUUACUUUGCUACAACAAUAUCUGUGUCUAUAAGAAGGUGUGUCCAUUUAAUGGAGCCACACCCAUGAUUCAGCCCAACUCCUCAGACUUCCAUUUCAGCUGGAACCAAAUGCCCAAUGCUAAUGUUUGUGCGUUCCCAUAUAUCUUGGCCUUCACCACUGAUUCCAUAGAGAUCCGGCUAGUUGUUAAUGGCAACCUAGUAUAUACAGCUGUUGUUCCAGAUCUACAACUAACUGCAUCCAGAUCUGAUAUCUAUUUCAUCUCGUCUGCACCUAUAAACUCUGCAUCUAACUGUAGCUCCAGAGACACUAGCUCCCAGAGUUCACCUCAGACUCCCACUGGCUAUGAAAUGCCUGUCUUCCCUUCACCACUUGGAGAUGAUUGUAUUCGGAUCCCUUACGGCACCAAGCUAUCCCUCUACAUGUCUAAAGACCCUGAAGGUGAAACUCCCUCAAAACACAUCUAUAAGAUCCCAUUGAGUAACCUCGUUGGACGGAGCAUUGAGAGACCGCUCAAGUCUCCAUUGGUCAAUAAAGUAGUCACAGCACCUGCUUCCAGUGUCAUAGCGCCUGCUCCCAUGAUCGCAAGCACACCUUCUCUCUCGCUGUCUCGCAUGGAGAUCAAAGAGAUCGCCAGCCGCACACGCAAAGAAUUGCUGGGUUUGACUGAGCAACCCAGCUGUAAGGCAGACAGUAAUUCAGUGAAACAGAGAAGAUUGAGCAAGAAAACCAAGGAGGACGAGCAGAAAAGAACAGCGGGGAGCACUACCACUGAACAAGUGGGCAUGGAGUCUGUAGAUGGAGAAACUGACGUCCACCUGCUUUGCUCAUUUCGCUCUGAGGUGGAGCCGCGAGAUGAGAGCCCACCCAUGGCCAGCCCUUUUACCUUCUCCACUUCUUUUGAGGAGGAUGAUUUGGACCUAAAGUGAUGACAAUCACUGUUCUUGAAUCACAGUGCAUCUCUCACCUUAUCACACAUCCUCCUGGCUUUUACUUUUUUAAUCAUCUAUUUAUCACGCUAUGUUGAAUUUGUGUGUCUUUCCUCAGUCUGCCUACUCAUCUGAAGUUGUAAAUGAAUCCCAGGGCUUUACACCUGAAGGAGUUUACAGUGUGGUGAUGUCUAUAUUCACUCCUUGAAGAUGUAUGCAUGUAUAACUAUGUGUGUAUGGCCCAGCGUUUACUGUAUAAAAGAGAACUUGAAAUUCAGGUGGUCUUUUGACAAAUGUUGACACCUCCCUGAAUAAUGUUUAAUUUAAUUUCUUUAGAAUGCUAACAAACAGAUCGGACAUCAGCUUAGGGAACAUUUGUAGCUUUUUAAGGCAUACUCCUAACCAUAUGAAGGAAAAAAAGGAUACUUAAAAUUUUGGGCUUGAAAGGUUUGAACCGUUCAAAGUCAAGACAAAUAUUAUUUUCACCUCAAGACCUGAAUGUAAGAUUGACGCACCUGAAAACUAUGAAAACAUAUUUUUGAAUUCCUUCUUUUGUGUUUUAAAUGUUUUCUAUGUUUGUGAUUUGUAAAUUGUGUGAUUAUUUCAAAGUUGUACAAAAUUAUAUAUGCAUCUCAGACCGGGUGCGCACAUGAAAAUACAAAUGUAAACGUGCAUAUAAAUAUAUACAGUUCUGUGAAAAAUGAUUUGCUCCAUCCUGAUUUCUUCUAUUUUUGUGUAUUUUCCACACUAAAUUGUUUUAGAUCUCCAAACAAGAUGUAACAUAAAACAAAGACAACCUGAGAAAACACAAAAUACAGUUUUCAUAAUAUAUAUAUAUAUAUAUAUAUAUAUAUAUAUGUUUUUAUUGAAACAAAAAUGUUAUCCAACACCUAUAUCACCCAUGUGAAAACUAACUUCCCCAUUAAACUUAAUAGCUGGUUGUGCCACAUUUAGCAGCCACAACUGCAACCAAUCACUUCCGAUAAUUGGAGACCAGUCUUUCACAAUGCUGUGGUGGAAAUUUGCUCCACUCUUCUUUAGUUCAGCCAUAUUUUGAGCAUGAACUACCCAUUUAAAGUCCUGCCACAGCACCUCAAUCGGGUUCAAGUCAGGUUCACUAGGCCACUCCAAAUCUUUAAUUAUGCUUCUUUUGUGCCAUUCAGAGGUGGAGUUUCUCCUAUGCUUUAGAUCAUUGUCUUGCUGCAUAAUCCAGUUGCGCUUGAGCUUCAUCUCACGGACUGCUGACCAGAUAUUCUCCUUUAGCAUUUUCUGGUAGAGAGCAGUACUUCUUGGUUACUGUCGUAACAUAUGUUCCCUGAUGGAGGGAACAAGAUGUUCCAAUGGGAAUUGUCGAGUGGAAUUUGCAUGGCACUCCCCAUCAGGGAAAGGAGGUUAUGACAGUUGUGUCGAUAUAGUGAAACUAGGGGGUCCCUAUAUGAAACGCCACAACUAGCUGAACUGUGUUACAUGGAUUGGUGAUGCAGGUGAAGGAAAGCCACUGCUUGCCUCGUAGCAAGCGCACCCGGCCCUCACGUAUCGUCCCCAGUGCUCCACGAGCGUCGUAUUGUCCCCCACAUCUUGGGCAUAUGCCGACUGCUCAUAAAAGGGACAGUCCGCACCAGCCAUGGCCUCUUCUCUUCUUUUUUUCUCUCCAAAAAGUGGAAAUCGUUCAGCUGGGGCCAUAAGCGUCCAUGUAGGGGGGGAGGGGGUCCUUUCCCAAGGAGAAAGACACCGCGGAGACCACAUCCUGCCCGAAGGGGAGGUAAUUGUGUCGAAAUACAUCACAUGGACUUACCGACCAGCAGUAUUGCAUUUGGAGGAAGUCCCGAUGGUAGGUCAUACCCAGAGGGGACAGAGCUCUACAAACAAGGCAACUGGUGGCAGAGGGAACUCCUGCCCGAGGAAGAUGUGGGUUUACCAAUGGGGAAACCAUACCAUGGAAGAUUCACACAGGGUUACUCAAGGGCAACCAGCGCAUGUGGAGCACCUACCCCAGUAAAGGGCCUACUAGCACAUGUACUUGGCCAGCAUCAAUUUUCUCAGCCGAAUUUGUCUGCCACAGGGCUAAGGAGGGAGGACCUCCAGGCUCCAUAGUCUUGAAAACUCGGAUGGGGGAUGGGGGCGCAGGUCUCCCUUCCAGGAGGGGAAAAAUGCUGUACGCAAGCGGUACACCUGGCCAGUUGCCCAGCAUACUUAUAUAUUCAUACCUGACAACACAAGGGACGAAACCGGCUCAACGUGGAGAUUUUAGAAUCUCGCUGUUGCCAAGCCCGCUGCUCUACAGAUGGUCACACUCCUAGUGGAGUGCUCAAAGCCCCAAGGGGGUGGCACGUCCUGGGCCUGGUAUGCCAAAAUGAUGGUGUCAAUGACCCAGUGUGUGAUCCUCUGUUUGGAGACAGCCUUCCCUUUCCACUGUCCUCCAAAGUAGACAAAAAGCUGCUCAGGUCAUCUAAAGCUCUGCAUGUGAUCCAAGUAGAUGCAGAAAGCACACACCGGACACAGCAACGACAAGGCUGGGUCUGGCUCCUCCUGGGGCAGCACUUGCAGGUUCACCACCUGAUCCCUAAAUGGGGUCGUGGGAACCUUGUGCACAUAGCCUGGUCAGGGUCUCAGGAUCACAUUAGAGUAUGCCGGACUGAACUUCAGGCAGGUGUUGGUGACAGAAAACAUCUACAGGUCCCAACCCUCCUGAUGAAUGUAAGCGCAGUCUGGAGGGCAGUCUUCAAUGAGAGCGCCUUUAGCUCAACUGACUCUAAGGGCACAAAUGGGGCUCUCCGCAGGCGACGCAGGACCAUGGAGAGAUCCCAUGAGGGAAUGAGGUGCAGCAUGGGAGGAUUCAGCCUCAUCGUGCCUCAAUUAACUUGAUGUUCAGGUCAUGCUUCCUGAGGGACUUACCAUCUACUAUAGCAGCCACAUACACAUUCAAGGGGGAGGGGGACUGCCGCCCCUCCAGCCUCUCCUGCAGGAAGUAAAGCACCAAACUGAAUGUGCAUCUCUGGUGGUCUUCACGUUGGGAAGAAAACCACUUAGCGAACAAACGCCCCUUCAAGGCAUAUAGGCGCCUCGUAGAGGGAGCCCUGGCCUGAGUGAUCGUGCGUCCCGUCCAAGGGCCAGACAUGUAGAUUCCAGAGGACUGGUAGGGGAUUCCAGAUGGUGCCCCGUCCCUGAGAGAAGAGGUUCUCCCUCAGGGGAACUCGCCAGGGAGGGGCUAUCACGAGGAGUGUGAGCUCCGAGAACCAAGUCUUGGUGGGCCAGUAGGGAGCCACCAGGAUGACCUGCUCCUCAUCUUCCCUGACCUUGCACAAGGUCUGUGUAAGUAGGCUCACUGGGGAAACACAUAUUUGCGCAGCCUUCGGGGUUAGCUGUGUACCAGAGCAUCUGUUUCGAGGGGAGCCUCGGUCAGGGCGUAUCAGAGCGGGCAAUGGGAGGAUUCCCAGGAAGCAAACAGGUCUAUCUGCGCUUGGCCGAAUUAACUCCAAAUCAGCUGGACCACCUGGAGGUGGAGUCGUGGCCCUAUCCAGGAGGCAUCUGGCGUAACAACAACAUACUUGGACACUUGCACCAAGGGGACCCCUGCCCACAGAAGUGCAAGGUCCGCACCUUGUCUACCUGGAGAAUCGCCAUGUACCCCCUGGCCAUCCCACCAUCAAGGGUAGUGAGAGCAGAGGAGCUCAGAGAUCGGGUCCAGGCAGUAAAGGGUGCCUGCCAUGAUUUUGUGAGUUCCUCGUGCACCUCCGGGAAGAAUUGGACCAGGGAUUGAAGAGUGUUCCACUACAGUCCGACGCUUGUGGCCGCCAGUUCUGCUUCGGCCUCAGACUGGGCGACCGCACCCGAAGAUGGGAGCCCAGUCGAGUCCUCUGCGUCCGACUGUAUGAGCCCAUUCUCAGAUGCUGCGAUCGAGAGCCCGUCCUGUUCCUGAUGCCUGAAUGAGACAUUGAACUCGCCCUGGGGUGAGUCGCCUGUCCCACCCCUGAACCGGGCCAAAUGAGCGUACUAUGGAAUGGGAGGUCCGUGGGGGAUUACCAGGCAGAAUCACUCCCAUUGGGGUCCCCAAAUCGCCCCCAGUGCUAACCGACAUAGCCUCAUACCCGUAGGUAGAAGGACCGAGGCGGGGAGCAGCUGGAGUGGCUUUCCCUCUGAAGACGUAAAACCGCAACGUUGCCAUGGUCAUGUUCUCGCAAUGAGAAUAUUGGCAUAGUGUGCUACUGGGUGAGAACCUUUAGCCAAAUUAAUGCUGCUAAAAAAGUUUUAUUUAGGUGUUGAUUUGAUUGAACAGGGCUUACAGUAGUCAGACCUUGGUGUUUCUAGUACAGCUGAACACCAUUAUGAAUGCAGUUUCAUAGAUUUGGGGAUUUAGUAAGAGGCAAAUACUUUUUUCACACAGGCCCAGUUGGAAUUGGAAUUUUUUUUUGCUUCAAUAAAUAACAUUAUCAUUUAAAAACUGUAUUUUAUGUUUUCUCUGAUUGCCUUUGCUCUAUGGUACAAUUUUGUUUUAAACAGAAGAAAUCGGGAUGGGGCAAAUAUUUUUUCACAGUUCUGAAUGUAAAAUAUACCUUUCUAGAUAUUGUAUUAUGGACAAAUAAAAUUAUCUUCUUGUGCAUAUCAAUGUUAUGGUCUAACCUGCCUCCACCCUCACCAUGCUUUUAAACCCUGACAUGCAAUCAAUCCCUUGGCAGAAAGGGCAGAAUUCUCCCACAAGUGCCAUUUUGUAUUGCACCCUUCAACAACUAGCCCUAUUUCUGACUGACCACGGUCUCCAUAUUUCAUGAGGCAGAAGCAAACACUAUCUGUUCUAUCUAUAGUGGUUUACCGCAGCUCACAGUAUGAGACAUGAUCCAUGAACACCCACAGUCAAACAUGUUUUCAAAGUGCUGUUGCUUCUUGAAAAGGGCUCUGGAUCACCUGCAUGCCUCCCUUCAAUCCCACUACAAGGUGAAGGGAUUUGAUGGAUUAGUAGUUUAGAAUUUAGAAUCAUGAAUUUGAUACGUUUGUUAAAAACUGAAAGAACCCUCCAGGAAUUAAAGUCAGGGUCACUUAGAUUAAAUCUCAGAUUCUGGGUAAAUAUGAGAAUGAUAAACUUUAUUCUAAUGUUUACAGUUUAAACUCAGAGAUGUUUAAUGAAUGUCAGCAAAGGUGUGACACCAGAACAUACACAAGAGCCUCAGGAACAGUACAAGGAAAGGAGAAUGAGAAAGUAUUAGAUACAGAUAAACUGCUUAGCUGAAUGCAUGCCCCCCACUCUCACCUUCUUAAAACAUUUGUCUUUAUGUGAACCAUGCAACACUAGUAGCAACCUGGAGUAAAAAGGGAAAACAUGGGAAUAUUUUUGUAAAUUAAAAGUUUUAAAUAUUAUUUAUUUGCUAUUUGUUGUUCUUAAGACAAAGAUGGGUGAGCCAGAAACUGACUGAAUUUUUCUUCCUGUUUUGUUUUGUUUUUCCCCUUUGCAACAUGUCUAUUGUCUUGCCCCUCCCUCUGUUCACUCUUCUAACUGUUUUCUCAGUGGUUUUGUAUCUAUAUUUGUAUUAAUUGUUUAGACUGUUGCAGAAACUCUGUGAUAUUGAAAUUAAACAAAAAUGAAUUAAAAAAAAACACCAAGUGUCUUAAAAUAUUGUAUUGCCAUUGUUUUUAAUGCCAAGUAUGACUUGUUAAUGUUUGUGUUUCAGAUGUGGCCUCAAAAUUAUUAGUAUUCUUAUUAUUAUUAUCAUUAUUAUUAUUAUUAUUAUAGCAUUUAUUUGAAAAAGUGCUAUAGACCACUGAUGUAGUUAAUAUUGUUCAUUGAUAUGAAAUAAAUAUUUAUGAAAUUUAACCAUGUAGUUUGUGUUUUAACAGGUAUUUUAGAGCUAAUUGUUUCAACCUAAUCAGUAGAUGGCAGACAUGUUUAACAUUAGGUUUAGAAAAUCCUCACCAUUAGUUGAAACCCACGCAGACUGCAGGGUGAGCACCCCCUGCUGGACUCACUAAAACUUUUUCAGAAUGUGUCCCAUCCAGUUACUGACCAGGCUCAACCCUAGUCUUGAGCUACAGGGUAAAAUGGCUGCUGAAGUUAAAAAGCUACUAACUAAGGACUACCACAUGCAUGUGACUGUACAUGCCUAAACGUUGUGGUCCUUAUCUAGCAACUUGUUAGCAACAUACAUUUUUAAAAACAGGGCAUCUUCGUUUGUUUGGUGUAUGACUGUGUAUGAUUUAUGUUGUAGAACAAAUGUAAUGUUUACCACAGACCAUAUUUUACUCAUAAAUCCAAAACUGUCAUUAUAAAGUAGAAACUCAUUGGAAAAACAGUGAGGGAAAACAUGGCUUGAAAUGCUAAUUCUCUAAUUGGUUUUUUGACUACAACCUGCACAGCUCUAUCAGCUAGCAGUAUGUGAAGAUAGUAGGCAAACCAGUUAGCUUGUGAGCUACUUAAAAGUGGGUGAGUAGUUGAUGUUCCUUUUCAUCUUGCGGAGAUGCACACAGAUAUAAUUGGGCUGUGUCUGAAUACAGGAUGUGUCCGAAUACAGGAUGUGUCCUAUAACCAACUGAGUGCCAAUGUCUCCCGAGAGUCUCAUUUGCUGUUUCUAAGGUUAGGGUUAAGGCCAAAGAAUACUUCGGUAGUUGGCAUUGUCACAGUAGGCUAGAUGCAAAAUUCUUAAUCAGCAAAGUCUACACAGACCCGUCCACAUGUGACCCAGAUUUUCCAGUCUGCACAGUUUAAACUCAGAGAUGUUUACAGUUUAAACUCAAUCAGAUCAAACAUGUUCGUAUUUGCUCGGGGUCAAAAGAGUAUACUUUGAAAGGCAAUGCGGUUGGCCGGGUGUGAUCCAAUUCGGAAUGCACAAACAUGAAGUAUACCCAGGUCUUUAGAUUUAGUGUUUGGAUUAGGUCUAGGGUCAGGAGUAGGGUUUCUGUGGGAUUCCAGAUUAGCAUAAACACAGUGUGUGAACAUCAGAUGUGACUCUCGAAAGACUUCUGGCCUCCGGAUGGUUACCUUCUAGACAUGACCCUGUACACUUACUUCCCUACAUUAUAGUAUGCCAAAAACAGUAUGCCAGUACAAUCGUAUAUCUGUAUUCAAUUCAACAUUCCAACUUCCUAAUAGAAAAAUUGUAAUGGAAAGCCACUUGAAGUCAGACUUCCAAUUUGGAAACUUGUGAAGAAAUGUUCAAUUCAAUUUCACCAAGAUGCGGGUGCAUGACGUCACACACACACGUCGGCUUUCAGGGAGAUGCACAAAUUUAGAGAGUAAGAGUAAGUGAAAAAUACCCGGAUGACAUACUGUUUUUGAUGAGAUUCUGAAUUGUGGAUUAACUGGACUCUUUACUAUCCCAUAAUCCCAUGGGAAUUUAGUAGAUGUCAUGCU
Molecule: messenger RNA, 10665 nt
Organism: Xyrauchen texanus (razorback sucker)
Lineage: Eukaryota; Metazoa; Chordata; Actinopteri; Cypriniformes; Catostomidae
Product: GTPase-activating Rap/Ran-GAP domain-like protein 3
Exons: 31
Coding region: 243-3326 (1027 amino acids)
Biological process (GO): activation of GTPase activity; regulation of small GTPase mediated signal transduction
Cellular component (GO): cytoplasm
Molecular function (GO): GTPase activator activity
Source: RefSeq, a predicted model, not a curated record